AUGAAUGUUAAAACCAUGGGAGGUGAUGGAGGUAGCGAUGGCGGUGACGAUGGUAGUGGUAGUGGUAGUGGUAGUGGUAGUGAUAUUGGGGGUGGGGGUGGUGGUGGUGAUGGUGGCGGCGCUAGUGGUAGUGAUAGUGAUUUUGGCGACGAUUUUAGCGGUUACGACGAGGAUGGUUACAACAAGGAUGGUUACGACGAGGACGGUUACAACAAAGACGAUUAUGAUGAGGACGAUCAUGAUGAAAAUGGUUACAAUAAGGACGGUUACGACAAGGACGGUUAUGACAAAGAAGGUUACGGCGAGGACGGUUAUGACAAGGAUGACUACGAUGAGAACGACUGCGAUGAGGAUGGCUACUUUAAGGACGAUUAUGACAAGGACGGUUAUGACAAAGAUGGUUACGACAAGGACGGUUACGACAAAGAUGGUUACGACAAGGAUGGUUACGAUGAGGAAGGUUACAACAAGGAUGGUUACGACGAGGACGAUUAUGACAAGGACGGUUAUGACAAAGAUGGUUUUAACGAUAAGGACGAUUAUGAUAAGGACGGUUACGACAAGGACGAUUACAACGAUGACGGUUACAACAAGGACGGCUACAACAAGGACGACUACCACGAGGACGGUUACUUCAAGGAUGAUUACGAUAAAAACGGUUACGAUAAAAACGGUUACGACAAGGACGGUUACGACAAAGAUGGUUUUGACAAAGAUGGUUUUGACAAGGAUGGUUAUGACAAAGACGGUUAUGAUGAAGACGGUUAUGACGAAGACGAUUAUGACAAGGACGGUUAUGACAAAGAUGGUUACAACGAUGACGGUUACAACAAGGAUGGAUACGACAAGGACGGUUACGACGAGGACGAUUAUAACAAGGAUGACUAUGACAAGGACGGUUACUUCAAGGACGGUUACGAUAAGAACGAUUAUGACAAGGACGGUUACGAUAAGAACGGUUAUGACAAGGAUGGUUACGAUAAGAACGGUUACGAUGAGGAAGGUUACGACAUGGAUGAUUAUGACAAGGACAAUUACAACAAGGAUGGUUACAAUCAGAAUGGUCGUCACGGUGUUGGCGAUGGUCGCAAUCAUGUUGGCAAUGCUGAUAAUUGUUGUUGUCGUACUGGUGGUGUUGGCGGUCAUGGCAAUUGUGUUGGUGGUGCUGACGGUUCUGAAGGUAUCGAUAAUGAUGAACUUGAAAUUUCUGAUGAGGGCAAGAAGAGACCAAAUACGUUUGCUUCAGAAACUCCUUCCUCUUCUAAGAAAGUUAAGAGUGUCACUAUUGAGAAGACUGAUAUCAUAUUUCUUUUUCAUAUAUGUCUACAUAUACACCGGUUUUUUGUGAAGGAAUAUGGGUUGCAACAACAUAAGAAGGUAAAGUUAGGGAUAUUGGCUUUUACCGUACUCAUGUAG
Molecule: messenger RNA, 1416 nt
Organism: Vigna unguiculata (cowpea)
Lineage: Eukaryota; Viridiplantae; Streptophyta; Magnoliopsida; Fabales; Fabaceae
Source: RefSeq, a predicted model, not a curated record